Messenger RNA from Dermatophagoides farinae (American house dust mite), 1544 nucleotides. RefSeq lists its product as uncharacterized. The record is from RefSeq and is a predicted model, not a curated record. Gene Ontology annotation, cellular component: membrane. NCBI's taxonomy places the organism in Eukaryota, Metazoa, Arthropoda, Arachnida, Sarcoptiformes, Pyroglyphidae. Gene Ontology annotation, molecular function: ligand-gated monoatomic ion channel activity.
UUUUUUUGUGAUUCGUUGUUUUGACAAUGAAUACGUCUUUGUUGUUGUUGUUGUUUUUUUUUUGUCAUAAAGAUUGAGCCAACAAAUAAAGAAAGCGAUUUUGUCACUGUAAACGGUGAUUGGUCCGUAUACAAGUUCAUCAAUUUAUUGUCAUGUUGUUGCUGUUGUUGUUUACAUGGUCAUAAAUUUUCUGCUCUUCAUUGCUCAAAAUAAACAACGUAUUUGGAACGUUUUUAGUGUUUUUACUUGACGUUUGUGUUUUCGAUUUUAAUUUCGAAAAUUCAAAAAUUUUGUCAUCGUUUUUUUUUGGUUGUUUCUGAUCAAUCUGUAAUAUGUCAUCAUCGAUCUGGCCACUAAUUAGAUCGUUAUCCAAAUGGAUGAUGAUUUUGACCACAAUUUUAAUAAUCACGAUUUCAUCAAAAAUCAAUUCACUUCAUUUGAAUGGUGUUACUUUAGUGCCAAAUCAUCCACGUUCAGAUAUAUAUGAAAGUUUUUUUCAUGAAUUAAUAACCGAAAUAAGUGAUGUUGGCCAAUUUAGCUAUCAAUUACGAACAUUGCCUGAAGCAAUUUAUGGUGGUGAAAUCGGUGAAACUAUACCACAAGGAUUGAUUGGUGAAAUCUAUGAGAAUAAUGCUGAUUUUAUCAUUGCCGAUAUGGAAAUAACAUCGGAACGGAAAAAAUUUGUUCAAUUUACACGACCAUUUAUGCGUUCCAAAUUGGCCGUAUUGAUACGAAAAUCAUCAUCAUCAUUAUUAAAUAAUAAUAGCCAUGGCCAUAAUAAUAAUACGGACGAUUUACGUGAAAUAUUACAACGUAGUAAACGUAUCGUAAUCAAAGGAUCAAUGGCUGAUCGUUAUUUUAAAACAUCACGUAAUCCAUUGGUUUAUCAUCUAUUACCAUAUAGUAUUGCUCAAAUGGAUGUGGCCGUAAAUCUAGUAAAAUCGGAACGUGAUUAUGCAUUAGUAUCGGAUAAUGUGCGAUUAGAUUUAAUUGCCGCUAAUGAUUGUGAUCUUCAUGUGAUUACAGCCAGAACGGAAAAUGUUAAAAGUUUUGGUUACGAUUUUCAGCUUGAAUAUGCCAUUGCAUUGGCACAUAAUUCAUCGUUUUUUGGUUAUUUCGAAAAAUCAUUAGAAUAUCUUGAUGAAACUGGCAGAUUAGAAUCGAUUAUUGAUCAACAUUGGUAUAAUCAAUGUGAACAACGUGAACAACAAAUAAUGCAAGCACAACAUCAAAAUGAUUUUCCUGAUCUCAAUGACCAUUUUUCAAGUAAUAAUAUGACUGAUUUUCAAGAAAAUUCAUCAUUAUCAUCGACAUUUUCCUUUGUGAACUUAUCCUGUUUCAUCAUCUAUACAAUAAUGAUCAGUUUUUGACGAAGGGUAAUAAUUUUUUCAAUCAAUUAAAAAAAAAAUUUUGUUUUUCUCACAUAACAACAACAUCAUUGGCUAUCAACUGACUAUCAAUAACGACGAAAUUUUGGAAUCGGAAUUGUGAAUGUGGAAUUGGCAAAAAAUAAAAUCACUCUGUGUGUGUGUGUGUGUUUUAAA